AUGGAAAUGAAGCGAUUACAACGCACGAAUCUCGUUUCUGUUAUUACAGUAACGUGGAUUUUUCAUGCAUUCCUUUGUCAAGGUGAGUUAGAAAAAUGGGCUUAGGUUAGUUAACAUAACAACAACAUGAGAAAAUAUAUUUUAAAACAGUACUUACAGUAGUAAAAUUGCAUAUUGAAAUGGAAUAACAAACAGUUAAUAAUCCACUGAAAGCAAUUUUUCCCUAAGUUUAUAUCCCUAUAUCUUAUAUUGACACUCAAUAUAUUACACAAGGACAGAAAUGAUGCUUUAAAAUUCAUACUUGUAAGUCUAACGCAUCACAGUAGUAGGGUUUUUUUAAGGUUUCAUCCUCAACAAGCCUAUAACUUUAACAAAAAAUCGGACCUUUUCACGAGUUUUAGGGCUGACGGGUUUCUCAGUUUUGAAAAUAAAGCCCUUGUUCUCGUGCGACAUUAAAAAUGCAACUGACAAAGCUGUCACGUUUGUAAAAAAAAAAACACGAUUUGUCGUACGACAUUUUUAGAAAUAUGUUAAGGUGAGCAUUUGCUAACUAAUCACAUUCGUGGCAAGACUUGACACUAGAUUUUGCAGUAAUUGCAGCCUCCAAAUUUGUUUCUCAGGGGCCGCAUUAGAAGAACAGGGCGGCACAUAUUGCUUCUCUGAAGUUUGGUUGGCCGCUUGUCCUAUAAAUUUUUGUAAAACAUUUGGAGAAUAACUUAUUAGCAGUGGAAAACCGCACAGACCUGAGACUUAGAUAUAGUGUUUAUUCAUCAGUGUUCGAUAAUAACUUAAAGUCGUGGCUUGAGGCCAGGUAUUAAAUGGUUUCAGUCAAUGGUUUCAUAGUCUUUGAUGACUUGUCAGUGAAAACCAUCACAGGGUGUCCAGCGGCAUGGUUGCUCAAAAAAAUAGGAAAAUAGGAAACUCGGCAUUCAGAAAAUAGGAAAUUAGGAAAAUAGGAAAAUCAAUAGUCCUUUCGUCGACAUAGAUAGCCUCCCUGCUCCCCAUCAGGGCUAUAAUAAAGGCCACGAGUCCUUAGCCUUUACGUUUGCAGGAUUUAAACCAACUUUCGUGGCUUAGAAGGAGUGAAAAAGAUCAGUAACGUUUAGUUUUUUGGCUCAGUUACGCUGUAAUCAGAAUGACAUUCUUGACUACAGGUCCAGCGCGGUUGUUCAAAGGUGAUCAUAUGACAAUUCCCUUCAAGUUGGCGGCAAAUCUUUGAAAAGCUUCAAAGAGUGAAAUUUCUUAGGAUAGAAAUUUCUUACGAUUGUCAUUAAAGGAUAUUGAACUAAAAAGUCCCAUGGAAAGCUUUCCUUCCAUUAAUCUACAAUCGGUAGCUGGUUGAGAAUAUGAUUGAUUGAGUUAAAAGACCGCAUCAUUUUAAGUACCAAACCAAGCUUUCCGCGGUGUAUGCAAAAUGACACUGAUCUGUUUGGUACCAGAUUGUAAGUGUGUUAUGGUUAAGUUCUAAGAGGAACGUAACACUCUGCUUAGCUGUGAUUGCAAGAACAGUUUCGGAACCAAAAUAUUGAAUCCUUUGCCAGUUGCUUAGGAAUAGCUGAGAACAAGAGCUCACCAAGAGAGCUAGUGCCGUAAACUAAACUUGAGUCUGUUCUUUUCGAGUAGCAUACAGAAUCCAGCUGUUGAUUGGUUCUUUAAACAAGAAGCUGAUUGGAUGAUUUAUCUGAUCUGUGUUGUUAAAGGGCAACUUGAUCAUCUUUUCAGUUUCAAAGAUGAACAUAAAAGGGAGCAAGACUUCAAAAUAAUUACAUCAUGAAGUGUUCAGAGACUGAAAUGCAGUUUCAGUGGGCUAUGUACAAUAUUAUUCAAUAAUCAUGAGAACUAUAACAUUUUAUACAAUGCAUGUACAUGUAGGUGCACUAGAAAAUUAUACAAAAAGUAACAAUAAUUAUAACCAGAACCAGAACUCUACUGGGCAAUAGAGGUCAUGGAAAGAGCAAAUGUAAUGUAACUAAUAUUAUUUUUGCUAAUAUUAGAACACCAAAGUCAACAUACUACUUGCUUUAUGAUAAAGCUCACUUUAAAACACAAUACAACUAUAAUCCCAUUGUCAAUUUUGGCUUCACUAACUAAAAAAGAGGAAAAAUAGGAGGUUUUUAUUUUAAAAUAGGAAUAUGCUCAAAAAAUAGGAAAAACUAGGAACUGGACACCCUGCCAUCAACAUCCUCAUGAUGAGCUGAUUACCACAGAAAAUACUAAACGACUUCACCAACAGUUAGUGAGCUUAAGCAGAGGCGUCUUUGAGCGACAGACGACAACUCAACGUUCCCUUUUAAUAUUCCUUGACUCUAGCACAAUUGUAUUGUCAAGUUCUUUUACCCUUUUUUAGAGACGAUUUGAGGAAAACCUAUGCCCAAGAACGCAAAUCGUGCACUUUCCGUUCCCUUCCGUCGCUUUAAAACGCUUUUGCGUAAGAGAGCUCUCAAAUCCAAUGUUUUUAAAGGUAAAAGUUCUUUCAAAAUAUGCCUUAAAAAGAAAAAGAAACAGAAAAGAGACAAAGAGAAGUAGAAAAAAGGACGAAAAUAGGAAGAAAAGUAGAAAUAAUGAAUAUUCGCUAUCAUGCAAUUGCGUCAAUCAGAAAUGAAACAAGUAAAUCGGUAGGUGGAAUUACGUGUAGUGGACGUACAUUUCCAUUUCGUUUCUUGGCUGAAUACGGCAGGCUUUAAUGUUAUAUUUAGUAUCGCUUGUCACAGCAAUAAUUCAUGGCAACAAAGUCAGUUCUGGAUCAAUAAUUAAGUGAUGAUCUAUGGUCAGAACUGUUGCAUUUUCUUGUUUUAUGCGGUAAUGCUCUCUUCCCUCACAAGAAUGUAUUCAUUUACACAAGGGGAAUGCAUCAAACUGCAGAAGAGCAGUUUACUGAAUAAAAUGUCUUUAAACCCCCGUUUUGAAAGGAUUUAUUGUUUACCGUUAAGACCAAUCAUGACAGUUCCAUCUAAUAGCCAAGUAAAGCGUAUAGUUUCAAGUUUUCCCACAAAAUGUCCCAUGCGGAUUUCCUUGUUACAAGCUAAGGAUAACUAUAGAUAAACAUACAUCCCGCUUUGUGAACUCCUAGUCAACUUUUCUGUUUGCAAUCGAGACUGUAUGGUAAAUUAUUCUUACUUGUUGUCAGACUAUUCCACACUUCCACACACCUAAAAGUUUGGAACUAAGCAAUCGAUAAGUCAAGAAUGACUGAAGGGAUUCAUGAUGGUGAGAAGUGCAACAUAAUCGUUUCUCUAUCAGACUACAGACAAUUCCACACCUCUAGAAAUGUGAAGCAAAGUAAAGAAUUACAAGGGUUCAGUGACAAGGGAGAAGCAUAACAUAAUCCUUACUUUGUCAGACCAUUCCACACUUUCACACCCCUAGAGAUCUGAGGCAAAGCUAAGUGAAGAGUUACAAGGGUUCAGUGAUGAGGGAGAAGCAUGGUGACAUAAUCCUUACUCUGUUAGACCGUUCCAUACUUUUACACCUUUAGAGGUGUAGGACAAAGGAUGACCAAAAUAAAAAAGGAAUGUUGUGGCUAGAGUUGGACAUUUGUGUCUAUCUCGAUGGUGAAGGAGUGAGGAGGGAAGGGGCGGGGUAGUGUGUGAGUGUUAGAGGUAUGGGAUAAAGCUGUGCGGUGUAGGUAAUAGGUAAAGGGGUAACGUACCGUACAGAGGUGAUCACAUAAAUCAAAAGAUAAACUUUGUUGCUUUUAUAGGUCAGAAGAUUAAAAGUAAAUCAGCAAGUUUUUCAAGUUCCAUCAGCGGUGUAUCAUCGUUAUCUCAGACCAAAAUUCCAUCAGAAAGUUUAGUGGCUUCCAUCACUUCUCCUUGUUCACGCCAAUGAACGAUUACAUCCCCGUCAUUAAGUACUGAAAUUGCUUCAUUACGUCCUGUAACUUCCUCAAAGGCCAAGAUAACGCAAAACUCAAGAUUAUCUAAAAGUACAUCUUGGUCAUCUGGUACACAUUAGCCUGUUACAUUUUCUAUGAGUCUGGUUUCCAGAACUGCCUUUUCUACAAAGCUGCAACAGCCAACAAGCACACAAACAGUUUCUGUUAAGUCCUUUGAAACUCAAUUUCGCCGCCAACUCGAAAUCUAGAAAAAAGUUUUAAAAGGUUCAGUGAGACAAUAACGAGGAAUCCCAGAGAAAAAGAAAGCAAGGAAUUUCAGGAUUUUGCAGCGGAAAUACAAGACAAUAUUAACAACGCGCUCAUGACUUACAAGACAUUUCUUGAAGCUAACAGUGUCAUUUGCCAAAUAAAAGCAUUCGUACAAGGAGACUCGAAUAACACAGGAAAAAUGAAAAAUCGCUUGAAAAAAAAAACCUAGUCCGAGUCGCAGCCAAUCCAGUGGUGUUACCCCCACAACCACUAUUUCAUCUACGACUCAAAAACCAGCUGUCAGUCUUAAAGGGUCCGAUGCGAUAAUAAUGAUAAUAAAAAGAGAUUACAAUAGCAGUCUUGGAGACAGAGAGGGGGUAAAAUUUCAGGAUUUUGCAUGGGAAAUUCAAGAGAAGGUUAACAACGCAUUCAAAAGCUUAAAAGGAUUUCACUCGUUGUUGGUUAAGGAAAUUAUUCAGGCUAACAGUGUUAUUUAUCAAGUAAAAAUAUUCGUCCAGAAAGAAUCAAAUAUUAAAGGAAAAAUGGUGACGAUGUUUUCCAAAAACCUCACUGGGGUGCUUACUGAGACUUUCGGAACCACGCAAACGUCGUCCCACGCAACUGCAUUAACAACGUUAUCACCGCCAUCCAUAACUAAAGUUGAUUCGGUGAACUCUUCGACAAUUUCAACCCAAACAAAUCCGGCCAAAAGUCAGUCCGUUGGAGUAUCUUUAUCGUCGAUUUCGGAAGUCGGAUUGCAAACUUCUGGUACUCUAGCCACGUCUCAAUCGUCGCCAAUAAGCGCCUUCUUAAGUUUUGUGGCUUCACAUACCACGCAAACAUUAUCGCAAGCAAGCACAUUUACAAGUGUAUCCCUAUCGUCUUAUAUUGACUCUGAUUCAGUAAACCCUUUGGCAUUUUUAACCCAAACUACGGCGACCAAAAGUCAGUCCAUUGCAGUAUCAUUAUCGUCGAUCCUGGAAUUAAGAUAUCCGACUUCUGGUGCUCUAACUACGUCUCAAUCGUCC
Messenger RNA from Porites lobata, 5112 nucleotides. The record is from the annotation of a GenBank genome assembly. NCBI's taxonomy places the organism in Eukaryota, Metazoa, Cnidaria, Anthozoa, Scleractinia, Poritidae.